AUGUCUGACCAGAAAAACCUUGUAGACAGAGCCCGUCGUAUUGAAAAGCUACUGUCUGAGAACAACUUCCAAGAUAUUGAGGAUCAUCUUAAAGCGCUUGAGGAUGUUGAUAUGACUGUAGAGUAUCUUCAGGGGACAGAAGUUGCCAAGGCUGUAUACAGGGUACUCAAGAUCUGCCCUUCAGGAGAGCUGAGAAAGAAAGCAAAGCAGUUGUUAUCAAGGUGGAAAACACUUUACAAGAAUAACUCUGUUCAGUCAAUGCAAAUUAAAACAUCACUUUCUGUAUAUGUGAAAGAGGAAACUGGGCCUCUCGGUAUGGGUCUGAGAGAGCAGUCGCUGUCUGAAGGACUGUGGCAGCAGGAGCCGUUAGAUGCUACUAGCUGUAAAAUUAUGGUCCCAUCGCCAGCUCUUAAGCACGUGGUGUGUAACGAUGCAGAAGGCAGCAUGCAUCAGCCGGCUUCUUUUGAGGAGCAACACACUGAUAAUGAAGAUGCGAAACCUUUUGUUGAGGAAGCAAGUCCGCAGCAGGAUGCGGCGACAGCUCUGAGGUGUAAAUGUACGGAUCUUCUUUAUAAAGCUCUGACUGGUUCUGCCAAAGACACGGAAGAAACUGAUAAAUGGCUGGCGCUAUCUAAAGAAAUCGAAGAGCAUAUUUUUGCUCUUCAUGCUAAAAAUGACAGAAAGUAUAAAAAUUGCAUCAGAAGCAAAAUCUCUAACCUGAAGAACCCUAAAAGUUGCCACUUAAAACAUAACCUUUUUUCAGGGGCUUUGAGUCCAAAGGCUUUUGCCGAGAUGACAGUGAUGGAAAUGGCCAGCGAUGAACUGAAACAGCUCAGAGCUUUGUACACAGAAUCAUCUGUUCAGGAACAUCAGCUUCCACAAGUUAUUAAUGGCACACAGACAAACAAAAUAAAGUGUAGGCGCUGUGAAAGAUUUGACUGCACCGUCACUGUGAUCGCCAGAGGAACUCUCUUUCUUCCGGGAUGGGUGCGAAACACAAAUCCAGACGAACAAAUGUUGACUUACGUUAUUUGUAACGGAUGCGGAGAGCAGUGGUAUCACAGCAGAUGGGUUUGUUUGUAACGCUAUCCCUCUUUAAUAAAUGGUUUAGAAUACAAGAAGGUGUCUCUGCUCAAAGUGUGUAGUUUAAAAUUUUGUACUGGUAUUACAUAGAUGCUGCCCCUAAAAGGUGCAAAAUCAAUUUAAAAAAAACUGCU
This is a messenger RNA of Eurypyga helias (sunbittern), 1217 nucleotides long. It is a transcript of the gene TCEANC, whose product is annotated as transcription elongation factor A (SII) N-terminal and central domain containing. Lineage: Eukaryota; Metazoa; Chordata; Aves; Eurypygiformes; Eurypygidae. Gene Ontology annotation, biological process: DNA-templated transcription. The transcript has a single exon. The record is from RefSeq and is a predicted model, not a curated record. The coding region runs from base 1 to 1083 and encodes 360 amino acids. Gene Ontology annotation, cellular component: nucleus.